Molecule: messenger RNA, 3525 nt
Organism: Diorhabda sublineata
Lineage: Eukaryota; Metazoa; Arthropoda; Insecta; Coleoptera; Chrysomelidae
Product: inward rectifier potassium channel 2-like
Exons: 5
Coding region: 57-1196 (379 amino acids)
Biological process (GO): regulation of monoatomic ion transmembrane transport; potassium ion import across plasma membrane
Cellular component (GO): plasma membrane
Molecular function (GO): inward rectifier potassium channel activity
Source: RefSeq, a predicted model, not a curated record
AUUAGCAAAAUAAUAGCGGAUCUGUUCAUAAAUAAUGAUGAAAAGUAUUCGACAACAUGUUGCAAGAAAAGAAAUAUGACAGCGUCCAAAAUCAUUACUCAAAGGUCAGUUUCAACGAAUUCGCCGAAGAAUCUGAAGAUGACAAUCAUUAUAUAGAUCCAUUAUUAAUUUUAAAAAGAAAGAAAAUUCGAAACAAAUUGAGAACCAACAUUGGCCUAUCAAGAAUAAUAAGUAAAUAUGGCAAACUGAACAUCUUCCUCAAACAACUCUCUCACAAAAAUAUGUAUUAUAUGAGAGAUUUGGGCAACACGCUGCUCGGAAUCAGAUGGCGCUGGAUCAUCAUUACUCUAUUUUUAGUAAACAUGGGCAGUUUUCUCUUUUUCGGAACAUUAUGGUGGAUUAUUGCUCGUAAUAGUGGGGAUCUUGAACGAACGAAUGCAACAGAUCCUUGUGUAGUUAACACGAUAACAUUAACAGGCUAUUUUUUAUUGAGCGCCGAAACUAUAACAACCAUAGGAUACGGCUAUCGAUAUCCAACAGAACGUUGCCAGUUCGGAUGGUUCAUGCAAGCCAUACAAAUUUUAUUCGGUAUGGCCGUUCAAGGUACACUUGUUGGCAUAGUUUACGUGAAGAUUACGAAGCCUAUAACUACAAAAUCAUCUUCAUUGUUUAGUAAAAGAGCAGUUAUAUGUAUGAGGGAUGGCAAAUUACGAUUCGUGUUUAGAAUCCAUGAUUUCAACAAAAAAGUUUGGUGCGGAACGAACAUAUCUCUAUAUUUUCUAGAUAAAGAGAUGGUAUCACCCGAUUCAGAAUUCGAGAUGAUACAAAUGAAGAUAGAACCGUACGGCCUGCUCAUUUUCCCCCUAGAAAUCGAACACGUAAUCAACGAAAACAGCCCAUUAUGGACGUUUCGUCCCCUCGACAUUCUAAAUUCAAGAUUUGAAAUAAUAGCCGUGGCGGAAGGGAUCUCCAACAAAACUGGUCAAGUUUCGCAGAACAGAACGUCUUAUUCGAAUUCCGAUAUUCUUUGGGGUUAUCGAUUCAUGCCGUGCGUUGCUUACGAUGAAAUGAGAGAGGGAUUCGUUGUAGAUUAUAAAAAAUUUAAACAAGUGAUAGCUUUCGAUGCACCUCUAUGUAGUGCUAAAAAGCUCACAGAAACUUAUAAAAAAAUCAGCAAAACUGAUAAGCAGUAUUAAAAGGUUAGAGUGUUAUUGAUAAUUAUAUUAAAAAAACAAUUAAUAUUUAAUAUAUCUACUACUGGAAUAUAAUUAUGUUGGUAUUAGGUUAAAAGCAUUGAAUAUAAUAACUUAUAUAAAGAGCUUAUAUGGUUUUUAUAUUUGGUAACAAUAUUAAACAAAGGCAUACAAUUUUUGAAUCAUCCAUUUUACGGAGGAAAAGUUUUGGUUUGUUCCAGCAAACUAUAACUAGUUCAUGCGCGAUAUGACAAUCAACGAGUUGUCAAAAUAAGAUGAUGCCCAUUUGAAAACCGCUGCCGAGGGGUAAACAAAUGAUUUUGCCAUAAGCUUCUGUGUGCAGAUUUAUCUGCUAUGUAAAGUUGUUUGUCGGCUUUUAGACAUCAUUAUUCCCAGUUUUACUGGGAAAGGCCUCCUUAAAGGGUAGCUAGUUGAAGAAGUGUGAAAUUCUCUCAUGGAAACGUGGAUUUGUUGGUUUUUUUUCAACAAUGCAGUAAUGUACUUAGUGUAGGAUUUAUUGAAAAUAUAAUACAUAUCUUUAGUAAAAGAUUAUAUAGUAAAUAGUAAUAAGUAAAAUAUUUAAUUUGAUGUUGGGUUUUAUCGAUUUUUUGAAGUGUUUUAUUUUUCGGUUUACAAAUGUAAUUCUAAAAUAAAUACGCAGUCUGAUAUGAAGUCUAAAAAAUAAUUAAUAGGAAACUCUCCACAAGGAUGCAUAAAAGACACAUUUUCAUGUAACUUUUCAAGUUUUGCUAAUUAGAAUUUUGUUAAUUAGAAUAUGCUUUAUGCUCUAAAAAAAUAGCAGCUUUUUUUUAAUGUAUUUAUAUUAUACAGGUAGUACAAGAGUAUUGCAGAAUAGAUUUCUAUAGUCGUAAAAACUUCUAAAUUACAAGUUACCAUUGCUAUAUCGAUAUUUUUAUAUUUUUUAGAAUAUCAGGAAUUAUAUAGAAUAAAAGUGUAUGCAAUUAGCAUCUUCAACCUCAUUAAAAUAUUUCAAAGUAAAGAAUUUUUUGAAGGCCCCACAAAAUUGGAUUUCUCAAAUUUCCACAACACAAAAAGUCUCUAGGCAAUCCUGAUUUAGGUUUCUUGUUAAAAGAAAUGAAUAUUUUCUGCAUUUUAGGGUUUCCCAAAAAAGUAAAACAGAACUUAUCGUUAUUUUCCAACCACUUAUAAAAUCCGUAGUAUAAUAUAUAUACAUUUUCCUACGUAUGCCAAUGUUCCAUCGUUCUGUUUUAUCUCCAUUAAUUUAAUUACCUCCAAGUCAUUCAACAAACAUCUUAUUUCUUAAAAAAAUUGCAAUUGCCCAUAAAUGUGUUAAAGUUGAUGAGGUUAAGAAUUUAACAAAUCAAAUAAAACAUUGAUUGUUUGUAUAAAUUUGCAGCGAGCAUUGCUUCUGGAGGUAAAACCUUGUAAUCUAUGAAAGUAUAUAGGGUAACUGCAAGAGAACGACUGAAAACUUGCGAUGGAUUUUUACUUUCAUUUUUUUGGAAGCUACUUGGGAAUAUACUGUUACGAGUUCGUCCACGACAUAGGCCGUGAAGCCUAUCCUAUCCGGCUAUAAUGGAAUUCUAAAAUUUGGUGAAUUAGCGUUUUUAUUACAGCGACGAUUUGCUUAUAUUGUUUUUUUAAGCUAAUUUCUAGUAAGUUUUCGUAUUCAUUUGAUUGUGUGUGUAUUUUAUAUAAUUUUGAGAAAUUUGUUUUGUGUAUUAAGGAGUUUGCUUAGCCGAGUUAGUUAGUUAAUUAAAUAGAAGUCGUAAUGAACGGAGCGAUAUAGAAAAGUAGCCGGUGAAGUUAAAUAAAUUAUAAAGUUAAUUAAAUAUUAGUAAUAAAUUAAUUAUUAUAUAAGUUAGUUGAGUCUAGUGUCAGUGCUUAAAUAAUUUAAGUACGUAACAGAAUGUUUAAUAAAUACGAAAAACAUUACAAUAAGCUUGUUCGUAAGUUUAGGUCAAAGUCUACUAGCUUUUUCCUCAACGUCAUCAUAAAAAAUAUCUUUAUAAAAUUUUUUCAAAAACCCUUCAAUAAACGAAGAUUAUAACAAUAAAAAUUGUUUUUUGUAGAUUUCAAAAGAUAAGGCACACCAUAAAUGCAAAAGUUUGAUAUUAUCUACCCAAAAAGUAGGGUAUUAUGGUGUUAAUUUGAGAAGUUUGUUACUCAAUUUUCUAAAAUUAAAUCCUUAAUCUGAGAUUACACCGAUAACCUUAAAACCUAAUCGAUUUAGUUUUCUAACACUCAAAUAAUACAAAUUUUAUUCAGCGAAAUACAACUCGCACACUCUUAAUUUAUAACUAAAUUGUUCAGGAGUCAUAUAGGCAUAAAUAUGACUGUUUACAAAUCC